This is a messenger RNA of Daphnia pulex (common water flea), 678 nucleotides long. RefSeq lists its product as uncharacterized. The record is from RefSeq and is a predicted model, not a curated record. Lineage: Eukaryota; Metazoa; Arthropoda; Branchiopoda; Diplostraca; Daphniidae. The transcript has 2 exons. Bases 56 to 415 code for a protein of 119 amino acids.
CAGCAUCCAUCUCUUUGCUGGAUACACUUCCACCUGCUUCCGCACUCUACAAGAAAUGAUCAUGUCAACUCGUCCGUCCGUUUUAUUCCUCCUGUUGGUUGUCAUGUCAUCGGCCGUGACUGCUCGCGUGUGGAAUUCGGCCGGAUUCGUUCGCUGGGCGCCGAAAUGCAAUUUCGUCGGCUACGACAUUGGGCGAGUGCAAGUGCCGGCGAUCGAAUGCGGGAAAGAAUGUCUCAACAAUCGGCUGUGCACUCACUUCACCAACACGUUGCACACUUGCUACCUGAAGAGAAACGUCAACGGAUGGACGGAAUGGAGCUCGUCCAACACGGAUUGCGGAUUCGUUCUCGGCCGCAGCCUCCAAUCCACCAGCAUCGUCAGGGAAAUGAUUGGUGAAAGGGUCGCAGCUGUUUAAUCAUGUGAAAACUUGAUUAUCCUCUCACCUUUAUGUAAUAGGAUAUAGCACAUGUUUAUUUAAUUUGACAAAUAAUAAAAAUCUAUUUCUGAUGAACAGAGACUACGUUUGAAAUAUCAAAAUGUCAAUCACUCCGCACCUUAUUAUUUAUUUGCGGAUUUACCUUUUAUUUUUUUUAUUUUUUUUUUAAAUAUUGAUGUGCCUUUAAUCAUGGUCCAUUUCUUUAAUUAAUUCGUGAUUUUUUAAAAACAUAAAAGAAAAAA